AUGAAUGAUACUGAAACUGAAUACGCACAAGGGAAUAAUAUUCCAGUGGCACCGUUUAAUUCUACGCCCAAGAACCUGCCCAGAAUCCGAACUUCUCCGCAAACACAGCAGACACAAAGGGUGACGAAUCAGGAACGAACUCCACAACCGCAAAACCUUAGACAACCCCAACCGAGUGGACGAGGAGCCCAUGGUAACAGAGGGGGUAGGGGCGGUGCACCAAGACGGGCGGCAGCAGAGUCUGAACAUACAAUUGUCAGGGGGUCAAGAUUGGGUAAACAGAUCACAAAUACGGUGGUUCAUAAUCAGUGCGAUAUUCCCGAAUCCUCAUACAGAACUGAUAUGGACUACGAACUUUUGGGAGACCCUCCUAAUGUACCAAGAGGGUCUUCAUCACGACCAAAUGACGUGGACGCUACCAUGAGCGAUGAGACUGGCGUAGGCCAGGGUGCAGUGUCUAGGACUUUUAGACGCACCCUCAAACAAUAUUGUAGGGACUUUUCUUCCAACAUUAUAUGCCUUUUAGAACCUAAAACAUCAGGUAACCAAGCGAACAACAUCUGCUUUGGCCUGGGGUUCGAUGAAUGGGUUCGCAUCGAAGCAGUGGGCUUCUCGGGUGGUAUUUGGGUUCUAUGGAAUCUGCCUCUCAAGGUAGUUGUCAUGAACAAACACUCACAGUUUAUUAACCUACAGGUUGAAGAACAAAACGUAACCCCAUGGGCACUAACGGUAGUGUAUGGCAGUCCAAAUAUGGCUCUGCGUAGAGAUCUAUUUGCUAACCUCUCUUUUCAGGACCUCAACCCCCUAUCUCAGUGGCUGGUGUGUGGGGAUUUCAACUCCGCGGUCAGCAUAAAUGAGACAAGCAAUACGAAUCAUUUCAAUUUUGCAAGAUGUUCAGAUUUUAGAAGUUGGAUCUUUCGUGAAAGCUUGGUGGACUUGGGCUAUACUGGUGCGAAGUUCACAUGGAUGAGGGGGAUCAAUUCAAGCACAUUUAAAGGAGCACGCCUAGAUCGAGCCUUAUGCAAUACACAAUGGAGAAUCAAUUACCCGGAAGCUAUUGUGAAUCAUCUGCCAAUGGCCAACUCAGAUCACUCACCACUUGUGAUUACAACGACUCCUCGGAGCAAAGCCGGCGGCCCUGCGAGAUUCAGAUUCAAUAUGGCGUGGUCAAUGCAUAAGGAUUUUUUGAACUGUAUUCGGAAUGCAUGGAUCCCAGACAGAGAGCUGGAAGUGAAUAAAACGUCAGUGGCCAAAGCACUAACAGCAUGGAACACCAACACAUUUGGAAACGUUUUCCAAAGGAAAAAACAAUUACUGGCCAGGAUAAGGGGAAUACAGAAAAGCCUCUCCCAACGAGCUACCACUAAUCUCAUAAAACUCGAAAGGAGACUGAGGAAUCAACUCGAUGAUGCACUACUUCAAGAAGAAAUAAUCUGGUAUCAGCGUUCAAGGGAGGAGUGGUUGAGGUCAGGUGACAACAACACACGAUAUUACCACACGGCUACAGCGGUGAACAAGAAUAGAACCAAAGUGAAAAGACUAAAAACGGACAAUGAAGUUUGGCUGUCAGAUAGAAACUUACUACUCGAUCACAUUCAAGAACACUUUACUGCAUUAUUUUCAGAAGUUCAUAUCAGAAGUCCCAAUAUUUUAGCUCAUGGCCAGUACCCCACUCUAACUGCUCAGGAUUGGCAAGAAGUGAACAACCCUUUCAAGCCAGAGGAAAUAAAGCAAGCAUUAUUUGAAAUGGAUCCAUGCAAAGCCCCAGGCCCAGAUGGAUUUACAGCAGGUAUACUGCCCCCAGGAACCAACGAUACUAUCAUAUCACUAAUACCAAAGGUUGCAAAUCCAGAAUCGGUUAAACAAUUACGCCCAAUUGGCCUCUGCAACGUUGUAUACAAGUUAGUGACCAAGACAAUGGCAUCCCGGCUAAGGGGGAUUUCAAAGAAGCUAGUAGGUCCUCACCAAACAAGUUUUGUGCUGGGCAGGCAAAUUGCAGACAACAUUAUAGUACUCCAGGAGGUCCUCAACUCAAUGAGAACUAGGAAAGCGAAAGUGGGAUGGAUGAUUAUGAAAAUUAGAACUAGGAAAGCGAAAGUGGGAUGGAUGAUUAUGAAAAUUGAUCUGGAGAAGGCAUAUGACAAGCUGGCCUGGAGCUUCAUCGAGGAGUCACUAUCCGAGAUAGGCUUCAACACAAAAUCUGCUCUUUACUUCUCCAACAAAACUCAAGAGGAGCUGCAACAGAGCAUUGUCGACUUAACAGGGAUUCCCAAAGUGGGAGAUCUUGGAAGAUACUUAGGUGUCCCUUCAGUACAUGGAAGGUUGAAAAAAGAAUCGUUUGCCAGUCUCAUUGAGAAGAUGCACCAGAGGCUAGCGGGGUGGAGGUCGAAAACCCUCUCCUUGGCCGGGAUGUUAGUCCUCACCCAGUCAGUCCUGUCAGCUAUACCCUACUAUCUGAUGCAGACCACAGCGCUGCCAGCAGGAGUGAUCAGCGAAAUGGAACAGCUGAUAAGGAAUUUUUUAUGGGGAAGCUCUCCUAAUGCAAGAAAAUGUCAUCUAGUUAAUUGGGAUACAAUCACCAAAAGCAAAUCUGAGGGUGGACUAGGACUGCGCAAAUUAGAUAAGAUGAACGAGGCAUUCCUAGCAAAACUCGGGUGGCGACUCAUGCAAAACGAAGACAGCCUAUGGACUCAGCGUCCCCUCAUAUACCAUGCUACCUCCACAAUUACUCUAGUAGACCGAUACAGAGUAGUAAAUUCUUACUGGAGUAAAGAUCACGGAUGGAAUUGGGAAGAGCUGCAGGACGUCCUCCCAGAAGCAUCACGGAACGAACUAGCGGCCACCAUAAUCAUCGAUGAUGCCGAAGCACAGGACUCAAUUGUUUGGAGACAUGGGACAUCCGAAGUGUUUUCUGUAAGCUCAGCUUACGACUUGGCAUCGAACUACUCCACCACGUUUGAGGCAGCAAAGUGGAACGCGGUAUGGAAGUUGAAGGUUCCAAAGAGAACCAAAAUCUUCAUAUGGCUGGCCCAUCAUGAGAGAAUAAUGACAAAUAGUUUGAGGGCAAGGAGGGGAAUGACAGAGAACACCAACUGCUGGCUUUGCAGAGAUGAAGUGGAAGACACUGAUCACGUUUUGCGCAAGUGCCCGGCUGCUGAUACAGUAUGGUCCAGAUUACUACCUACAUUUUACUGGCAGACAAAGAAUCUACCAUUUAAGGAUUGGUUAGACAGAGGAAUAGCCAAUAAAGGCAACCAACUCAGGCCAGAGAACGAAAAUAUCCUAUUUGCAGUGGCUAUUUGGUGGAUUUGGAAGUGGAGAAACGAUAUGGGAAGAGUUGAGGUGGUCAAAACCAGUUGA
Messenger RNA from Ipomoea triloba (trilobed morning glory), 3360 nucleotides. RefSeq lists its product as uncharacterized. The coding region runs from base 1 to 3360 and encodes 1119 amino acids. NCBI's taxonomy places the organism in Eukaryota, Viridiplantae, Streptophyta, Magnoliopsida, Solanales, Convolvulaceae. Gene Ontology annotation, molecular function: catalytic activity. The record is from RefSeq and is a predicted model, not a curated record. The transcript has 6 exons.